AUGGCAGACUUGCGCCAGGAGGUUAGUGAGCUGAGGGGCACCAUGGCCACUAUGUUGAGGCAUUUUGAGAAUUUUAUGGCGCAUCAGGGAAGACAGGAGCAAGCACCACCUGGAAGGAGGAAUGAACCAGUCAUGAAUGAGAACGUCAGUGGUCAGACUGCAAACCCGGUGUCACAGGAAGUGGAGCCCCAAGGGAUGGAUGACAAUACUAGGAGCCAGUUGGUGAGGAACUUCAUGACACUGAGACCUUCAGAGUUCCAUAGAGGGACCAAUGCUUUGGUCGCAAAGGAGUGGAUGAUGGUAAUGGAGAAGCACCUCAGGACGAUAGGGGGGCCGACAUGGGCGGAGUUCAGAGAGCUCUUCAACGCCAAUUACUUUUCAGCUUGGGUACGAGAUCAGAAGACAUAUGAGUUUAUUGAGCUGACCCAGGGCAAUAAGACAAUGGCACAGUAUGAGGAGGAGUUCACCUCUUUGGCACGAUUCGCUCCUAAGUUAGUAUGUACUGAGGAGAAGAAGGCAACCAAAUUCCAAAGAGGGUUGCGAGUGGACAUUAGAUUUCACCUAGCUGGUGCACAGAUCACAGAUUAUGCUAUACUGGUGCAGAGGGCACAUAUCAUAGAGAAUGAGAUGAGUGAGCUAAGGGCAGUUCAGGCAACCGCUACGGGAUCAAGUUCAGCCCGGGGGCAAGGCAAUGAUAAGAAAAGAAAAGGAGCACCGGGGUUUUUUGGUAAUAUAGCUGACAUUCUUCCCUGCACAACUUGUGGGAAGAGGCAUCGAGGAGUAUGUAAGGCGUGCUACAGUUGCGGGCAGUUGGGGCACAUGAAGAAUGAUUAUCCACAAGGGAAAGGUAUAACAAGCAACAAAGAGGUGACUUGCUACCGGUGUGGAAGAAAAGGGCAUACUUCUAACGUUUGUAGACAAUCGCCACAACAAGGAGGACAGAGGUAUGAGAACCAAGGCAACAAGAUGGGACAGAGGCAGCCAGUGUCGAGACUUUAG
Diospyros lotus (date-plum) is the source of this 999-nucleotide messenger RNA. RefSeq lists its product as uncharacterized. The coding region runs from base 1 to 999 and encodes 332 amino acids. Lineage: Eukaryota; Viridiplantae; Streptophyta; Magnoliopsida; Ericales; Ebenaceae. The record is from RefSeq and is a predicted model, not a curated record. Gene Ontology annotation, molecular function: nucleic acid binding; zinc ion binding. The transcript has 2 exons.